This is a messenger RNA of Culex pipiens pallens (northern house mosquito), 2387 nucleotides long. RefSeq lists its product as uncharacterized. The transcript is spliced from 3 exons. The record is from RefSeq and is a predicted model, not a curated record. Lineage: Eukaryota; Metazoa; Arthropoda; Insecta; Diptera; Culicidae. Bases 134 to 1651 code for a protein of 505 amino acids.
UAGUAAUUUUCCACUGUACUUGUUUUCCAAAGCCGAAAACAUUUGUCCAAACACCCAAAUCGGAAAGGACCGUUGGAAAAAUUCAUUCAUACGUCUCAAUUUCCGUUCGACCUUUCUGGAGUGAGGUUCCGAAAUGACUAUCAGGUUCUGUAUCUUUUAUACUUUAUUGGUGUUAAUUUUGCAGGUUCCCCAUGGAGAGCAAUUUUUUGGAUUGGAGAUCAAAGGUCAUUUUGGUACGGAGAGAGAUAUUUCGAAUGCAGCGCUUGCCGUCGUAACACCUUUCCUGUCAAUGAAAGCGACGAUGGCCAGGUUCAACAGUUUGUAUCCGUUUAGUACGGUUGAGUUGAGCGAUGCUGCAGAUGCCGUUAACUAUAUCUACAGUGGGAUGGUGACAACCGUUCAAAAUGCUACCAGUUUAGUGGGAUACGCAGCUUUGGACAUGAUAAGUGAUCCCUUGGACUUGUUUGCCCAAAUUAACGAGGCACUGUGCACGGCGGAGGAAUUCGUCAAGUCGACGUCCACUGAAGUUGACAAAGUUAGGUUAAUCUCAACGGGAAUCGCUGAGGUACUUACUGAUGCCUUUGGGAUUCUGCGAAGUAUCGUGAUUGACUUGGAAGACUCGAUGAGUACCUUUGAUAGCUCGCUGAACCUGAUUGAUGACAUCAACAAUGUAACACCCGGAAAUGUGUUCAAAGUGUUGAACAAGUUUAAAUUAGCCAAAGCGAUCGGUAUUCUGGAUGCAUUCAAAUCGAAAAUUGAAAUCGUGCAGGGUCAGGUAGCGGAUUUGAUGUCGCAGGUCACAAGCUCUGAUCAUCUGAUAAGAUCCUACACGUCACUGCUAACGGAUGCGUUCUCGACACUUAAUGCACCUCUGUAUAGAUCAUACAAUGCGAUAAUGAAAGCAUCAGAUUUAUUUACGAGUGAAAUUGCCAGUACCUUGACCAAGUUAAAUACAGUGACUGUCAAAUUUAACGAUAAGAUAAAAACCUUCACGGAUGACAUUAUUGGAGCAAAUGUCGCGAACAUCACCGCGGCCACAAACGAUUUCGUCAACUUCUACAAAUACUUCCUCGAUACGCUGUUGCCCAAUUCUCAGGAAAAGUUUGAAGCGGUUGCUUCCUGGACUACGGAUUCCGUCCAAACGGCAGCUAGGGAUGUUCUGUUCAACACGUAUCAAACGUUGGAUAACGCUAUCAGAAACCUUCCUUCCGGAAGUACCUGUGCUACCAAGUAUCUGACUCCUUUGGUCAAGACGUUGAGUACUCGGAUACCAUCUUUGUCAAGCUGUCUGAGCUCUCUGGAUUCUACAGCUGUAGCUAACGAGCAGGCGGUCAUUCUAAAGAAGUUACUCAAAGAUCGUCUGUAUUACACCAGUUUAUGGACGGAUGCCGUUACCGGAGUCACGAACAAAUCUAGUGCCACCGUUCGCAGGAUUGCACUCAGCAAAAUACUGGCCAAAACGCCCUCCUCCAACGUGGACAUCCACCAACCAGCUCUGGCCGAUACGUACAGCAUCUUCGCCCAGCUCGUGUCUAACUUCAACAGUCAGCAGAAUCGCGUCACCAUGUGUCUGACGCUGAAGGGAGUGGACUACUCGGCGCUGGUCAUAUCCGCUUCGAACGCGUACUUUUCCUGCAUCAAGCGGGCCUGAGCGAUAAAAUCUUGCAGAAUGGAGUCGUGCAAUAAAGUAUGGUGAAUUUUGAUUGAAAUGCCGCUUGUCAUUGUUGACUUCAACUUCGAGCCAGCCUUAUCGAAAGGCAAGCAAUUGCGUGGGUUUGUUUAUUGGGAGGAUUUUUGAACGAAAACAAACGUUCGUUAAUCGAUAAUGCUUGAUAACGCUAGAAAUGCUGACCGAAGGCGGAUGACAUAAUAAGUAAGUCAUGUACAGAAUUUUCUAGACCAAGAUUCCUUGAUUUUCCGACAUUGAAAUCGAGAUUCGCUUGACCUCAAUUACUGUCAACUCAGUUCCGCACAUUCCUCACACUUCUUCCGCAUUUCCGGCGGCCAGCAUCCCUCACCGAGAGUGCAAUACCCCACAUAACAAUUAGAGAAAAAAAACUGUGCCGCAAAAUGUGGUUUACAAUCACGCGGAACAAAGAACCCCACGCUCACGGAGCAGCUAAUUUAGGAUUCGAGAUGCUUCACUAUGCGCCACCUGGUGUUCUGAUUGGGAAGUCGUUUGAAAUGUAUACGGCACAAUGAGAGUGCACUCUAAUUGCCGCGGUGAAGUCCCCACCCCCCUCCAGGGUGCACCUUUGAUUGAUGCCGCCGAUAAUUAUACACGGUGUGAGUGGGGUUUGAUUGUGAGAAUUGAAUUGUAAUUGAAGUGAAGCAUAAAUGAUCACUUGACAAGCGACAGGUCAGAGAGUUCAAAAGUAUCCACAUUA